Messenger RNA from Anolis carolinensis (green anole), 3187 nucleotides. It is a transcript of the gene nrm, whose product is annotated as nurim. The transcript has 4 exons. Gene Ontology annotation, cellular component: nuclear membrane. The coding region runs from base 54 to 893 and encodes 279 amino acids. The record is from RefSeq and is a predicted model, not a curated record. NCBI's taxonomy places the organism in Eukaryota, Metazoa, Chordata, Lepidosauria, Squamata, Anolidae.
CUCCGGCGGGGCGGGGCCUGCAGGCGGCGGGAGAAGCGCCUUUCGCCCCCGCCAUGGCCGCCCUUUCGCUCCUGCUCCUGGUCCCGGCCUUGGGCGGCUUCCUCUUCGCCUUCGGGACCGGCGUGGAGCUGAUCCGCUUCGUUUCCCUUCGGGGGCUCCUCCAGCCAGAAGCCGCUUCUCCAGACAGAACCGAUGCUGCCAGUCGACCUCCGUGGGGAGCUGUCCUGAGGGACCCAAAGGUCUUGCACCCACUGACUGUCGACGUGGGUUUAAUAACCCUCUUCAUCCUACAGCACAGCCUUAUGGCCACUCACCGCGUGAAACACUGGAUCAGCAGCUGCUUUGGGGUCCUGCAGAGAUCGUUCUACGUCUUUUGCACAGCUCUGGCCCUCCAGCUGCUGAUGAGGUACUGGCAGCCAGUCCAGGAUGGCCCUGUGCUCUGGAAAAUAAGCACUGAGCCUUGGGCCACGUGGGUUUCCCUUAUCUGCUUUAUUCUACACUUCAUUGCCUGGUUGGUCAUCUUUAGCAUCAUCCUCAUCUUCGACUAUGCAGAACUGAUGGGAGUCAAACAGGUUUAUUACCACUGUCUGGGCAUGGGUGAUCCUUUGGCGGUGAAGUCCUCCCGGGCUGUCCGCCUUUAUGGCCACCUUCGCCACCCUGUCUACCUGGAGUUCCUCCUCAUCCUCUGGGCCGUUCCUUGUCUCUCUCUCGACCGACUUCUACUGGCCUUGCUUUUCACCCUUUACUUGACCUGCGCCCACAGCCUUGACCAGCAAGACUACCUCUACCUCCGAGCCCAGCUGGACAAGAAGUUCCAGGUCUUCUCCCGCGAAGAGGCAGCCCAUGGAAACUUGCUGGCACAGAACGGCCCUUCAGUCUAUAAAGAUAACUGAAUGGGGUGGGUCCGUGGGGAGACGAUCCUAAUGUGGGCCUUCUGGAGCCUGUUGCUCUUGUACCUCGCAUGCAAAGCACUGAAUUAUGCACUGUGUCUUACCUUCUUCCCCCUUUUGUGCACUCAGGAUUUCAUAGCCUAAGAAAACAAUCAAACAGUUGUGGCUUCCAGGGUGCCCUGCCCUUUUAGAAUAUGUAUAUAUGCAAAGUUUGAGCAUUUAUAUCCACACUAAAGCAUGGGAGGUAGAUGUCCACCCAAUGAAAAUGGGGGGGGGGGACUUUAGAAAUGGCUAUUAAAAUCAUGAGAAGAGCCAUUGGAAAAUUAUGGAGGAUAUGUUGGGACCAGAGAAUUUUACCUUCCCAAGGAAGGAGAAAGAGAGCUUUUAAGGACAGAUAGGGUUUCUUCUUUUUUGCUGGGUGGCUCUUUUGCAUUGGAAAGUUGCUAAACAAACAAAAGUCUUCCCUGUUUCUGGCAAAGUGCUGAUUGUUUACAGCACAGCAACUUUUACAGCAUGAAAAAGAAAGGCAAAAAAAGAAGAGCUAAACUUGGAUCUUCUCCAUUCUUGAGAACUGAAGUGUUACAUUUCAGUCUGAGAGAGCUCAUCUUAAUUCAUAGAUACGUGGUUUUUUUUUAAAUGCUGAAGCAGUCUUUUAUACUCUAAUAAACUUUUACAAAGUUUUUACUGCAGGGAUUAUGCCAAAAUGAUUUUUAAAGCAUAGGAUUUUAACUCUGAUAACAAUCAACCAUUCCUUUUUAAAAAUAAUAAAUAAAUAGCAAGAUUAGAGAACUGGGUUCGAAGGAUGCUCUUGUAUCCUUGUAAAUAUAUUUCUUCUAACACGGUUCCUCAAAUGCACUGUACUUGGCAAAUAUAGAGAGUUAAUCAUUCAGUCAAUAGUUUGUUCUUCCUUCAAGUUAUGUCACUCUUAAAUAUUUCAAAGGAAUCUCAAUUCACAGCACGAUGGAGCAAAUGCAGCCUAGACAGCUGCUGUACUGCAGUUCUCAUCAGUCCUAACCAUCACAUCCAGUGCUAAGAAUGCUGGGAACUGAGUAACAGAGGGAUAAACUUUUGUCUGUCUCGAUGCAGAGAUUGAUAUCUAUUUGGCUCAUCAAAGAAAGAGUUCUAUUGAAGUGGUGGUUGAGUGAUUAACUGCCCCUUUUGCCUUAAUGACAGGGAUAGGAAAUGUGUUUCCCUACAAAUUUUAAUUGAAAUUCCCAUCAUUCUCCAUCAUUGGUGAUAGUGGCUGAUGGGAGCUGCAGUCCAUCAAAAUUUAUAGGUUUCUUCCUUAUGCCUCUUGUGUGUUUCAUCCACAGGAUAAUUCCUAUCUUCUCCUAUUAGAUUAAUGGGGAAAAUUCAGAACUUGCAAAAGUUCAUUUUUAAAGACUCCAGUUCCAGUGGGUGGGCAAAUUUCUCAGAUAAAUGUUUGGAUUUAAAUAUUGUCCUGUGAGGUUUUUGUACUGGGAAUCCAUAUUCCUAGAUUUGAUCCUCUUAUACUGAGAGUAUGUUUGCCACUGUAUAUCCCAUAGAUCAGUGGUUCUCAACCUGUGGGUCCCCAGAUGUUUUUGUCCUUCAACUCCCAGAAAUCCUAACAGCUGGUAAAUUGGUUGGGAGUUCUGGAACUUGUAGGCCAAAACACCUGGGGACCCACAGGUUGAGAACCACUGCCAUAGUGAGAAGUACCCUUUUCUUUAAGACAGGCAUAGAGAAGCUGUGGUCCUCCGGAUAUUGUCAGAUGCCUAACUGCCUUUAUUCUCUCACUUGCUGGCUGGGGCUAAUAGGAGUUGUAGUCCAAAGGAGGUACUUGGGUUUAAGAGCUCCGGGAUAGCAUUGUCACUUUUUUGUCCCAGCGUAAGAAAAUCUAGCCCAUGCUUGGGCUAGCCUAAAUGUGCGGAUAUCAGGAAAUUAUGGGAAUCCAUUACUUUCAGAUGAUGUAAACAGAUGUGGAAGCAGGCGGUCAAGUCAAGUUAGGGGAGUAGGCACCCUCAAAACCUCUUUGAAGGGAAAUCUAAUAAUAAGUAAGGUCUUCCAUCAAAGGCAGUGCCAGUUGAUAUUUCCAAGUCAGAGGAAUGGUGAUUGUCCUGAUACUUUUGAUUUACAUGUUGAAGGAUCUAUUCAAGAUGUUGUACUUCCAUCACCUAAAUAGGCAAGUCUUUAACGUUCAGUGUAAGACUCAUAAAGGACGUACAGUCAGCCCUACGCGUUUAUUGGGUUUAGGAGCACAGGACUCCCCCGUGUAAGUGAAAAACCUCAAGUACAGAAAUUGCUUUUUUUUUUACUUGAGAGAACACCUCUCUAGU